This is a messenger RNA of Aureobasidium uvarum, 972 nucleotides long. The record is from the annotation of a GenBank genome assembly. Lineage: Eukaryota; Fungi; Ascomycota; Dothideomycetes; Dothideales; Saccotheciaceae.
AUGGAUCUGUUCUUCAAGUUCACUUUGGAUGCUAGCACUUCUUUCUUGCUUGGCCACAGUGUCAAUAGCUUGGAGAACCCUCAGGAUCGUUUCUCUGACGCCUUUGCGACCGUCCAACAUGUCCAAUCAACUAUUGCUCGAGUAGGACCCCUCAACCGGCUUGUACCACGCAAAGCAUUUUACGCUUCUCUUCGUGUCAUGGAAGAUUUCAUGCAGCCUUUCAUCGAACAGACCCUACAAUUGACUCCGGAGGAGCUCGAAAAGAAGUCCAAGUCAGACGAAGGCUAUAACUUUUUGUACGCGCUUGCUGGCUUCACGCGUGAUCGCACGGUCUUGAGAGACCAGCUGGCUGCUGUGUUGCUUGCUGGACGUGAUACUACUGCAUGCACCCUAUCAUGGCUGUUCAGCGAAAUCUCCAGACGACCGGACAUUGUGUCCAAGCUACGACGCGAGAUUGAAGAGUACGUGGGUAUGGACAACAAACCUACUUACACUCACAUAAAGAACAUGCGAUACCUGGCUCACGUCAUCAACGAGACCUUGAGACUCUACCCUAUCGUACCUUUCAACGUCAGAGUUUCCCUGAAGGAUACGACUCUGCCGCGCGGUGGUGGCCCAGAUGGUACUCAGCCUAUUGGUAUUCCUGGUAAGUCAAGUCAAUACAAGAAAGAGUCCACUCGUCGCGAGGACAUCUACCCUCCCACGUCCGAGAAGUUCCCACACUACCUUGACUUCGAGCCUGAUAGAUGGGACGGAUGGAACCCAAAGAUGUGGACAUACAUUCCGUUCAACGGUGGACCACGUAUAUGUAUUGGUCAGCAAUUUGCUUUGACUGAAGUCGCAUACAGCGUCGUCCGCAUCUUGCAAACGUACUCACGAGUCGAAUGUAAGAUGGCCGAGCGUCCAAAGCUAAAGACGGACAUUGUGGUUCAGCCAUCAGACCCGCUCCAUUUGGUGUUCUAUCGAGACUAG